UAGAAUGGUCGCAACGUUCGCUAGCGCGCCGAUUCGGAUGCAAAUACGAGCAUAAUCAAUACACGCGCGGUAUGCGAUUUGUCAUUACUGUCUUCGAAAAGCGGCAGCUCAACUUGAGUGGCAAGGCAAACACACUACACCCCUGAAGCACGGUUAAGUAUAAACAGAAAUGAGGCCGUCAUUUCGAGUGCUGGAAAUUCUCUGUAUUCAUCUGUUUUUGCCUAAACAUGGAACGACAACCAAGUACGACAGAAACGAGGCUUGCCUUAAGCCGCCUACGAAGAACUGCAGUAUCGUCGAGUACAAAUGGAGUUUCAUUGAAGAAUUGAAUGGCUGCUACCAAAAUUAUGUGUGCUCAGACAGCAUAAACAACUUCGACGAUAAGUUCAAGUGUGCAAGGGCGUGUCCACCACUUUGGCGGCCUUUGCCUCCAAGAAAACGGAAGACGUGCAGUGACUGGCUCCAGGGGUCUCCGUGUUACCAAUUCUGGUGGAGAUAUUAUCCCGACGUCCAUGGAUUUCUCCGUUUGUACAUGCUUUAUACUGGGUGCGGAGAAUGGAGGAAUAAGCUGUAUGUCUACGAUACAUGGAAGCAGACUUGUCAAGGUGUCGAUGCACGGAACAGUUCUUGCGACAUACCACCGACAGUAGAGCACUGCAGCAUUGUGCAUCGAAAGUGGAGCUUCGUGCGCGAGUCCAAUGGGUGUGAAAUAACCUAUGUCUGCUCUAAUCACCCCAACAGAUUCCACACAAAAGAGGAAUGUGUGGCAACUUGCCCAAGCCUUACAGAUCUCACACCUCUACCACGAGAUGACUGCUCAUAUUGGAUCAAAAAUUUAGACCAGUGCAUGUUCAAACGAGAGACCUUCUAUCCUGACCGUCGCGGGCGAAGACAGCCUACAUUACUAUACAGGUUCUGUGGAGAAAACAACACGAAAUUAUAUGCUUACUACUUCAGAAGUGGUCAUUGUGCAGAAAUUGUGCUGCGGAGAUGGUGAUCAAGAAAUAAAUUUAGAGCUGAAGAAAAUUAUAAAAUAUUUUACUUCCCUCCAAGUGUAAAUUUGAUAAAGUGCAGCAAGUGGACAUCAAGGAGUAUAACCAUUUUCUGCUUUGCUUAAUAAACCCUAUUUACCUCAAUUAUCAACAAAAUAAUAAAAAGUUACUUCUAUGAAAUAC
Molecule: messenger RNA, 1175 nt
Organism: Dermacentor albipictus
Lineage: Eukaryota; Metazoa; Arthropoda; Arachnida; Ixodida; Ixodidae
Product: actinia tenebrosa protease inhibitors-like
Molecular function (GO): serine-type endopeptidase inhibitor activity
Source: RefSeq, a predicted model, not a curated record